AUGAAGCCUACGCGUUCUAAGAGCAGGAAGGCUCUCACCAUUGGUGCUGAGCAAAGCAAUGCAGCUCAACCGGAAGAUAUUUCAGAAGGGCAGGAGCCCCCAAGAACUCACCCCGCAAACGAAGAGGCCAUAACACGUAUGGCCGAGUUUGUAACAGAGAACCCCAACAUCUUUGAGGAGUUGGGGAGAUAUUUAAAGAGGCAAGGCAAGCAGAAGGCUGAGUCCUCUAAAAGAAAAUCAGAUUGGUCUCCCGAAGGUUCAUCUGACGAAGAAUCUGAUGGAAGGCGCCUAAGCCGAAGUGUCUCAAAGCGGGCAUUUUCUAAGGCCACUUCUAAGGUAGCUUCCAUGACCAAGGCAUUUUCCCGAGGACUCCUAGGGCGACGACCUGAGGAGGAACCUCGGCCCCUGGGAAUACCCGGGGUAAAUUACAUGAGGGCCCCGCCCUUCACUGAUGACAUUAACGAGGAAAGGCUUCCUCCAAACUUCAAGCUUCCCUCUAUACCAUCUUAUGACGGCCGAGGUGAUCCUGAGAAUCACAUCCACGCCUUCAUCUCGGCUUUCCGUUUAUACUGCAUCCCUGACCCAGUCAUAUGCCGAGCUUUUCCAGUGUUCCUCCAGGGCACUGCUCGAAAAUGGUUCUGGGGAUUAGAACCUAGGAGCAUCUCCACCCUGGGGGAACUGGUGGAAAGAUUCCUCCAUCGAUUCAUCUCCUCCCGACCUACGACCAGGACCUCGGCUUAUCUGCUGAAUUUGCAGCAGAACCCGGGGGAGUCACUUCGGUCGUACGUCCAGAGGUUCCAUGAGGAGUGCGUACAAAUACCUAACCCCAAUGAGCAAGUCACUAUUGCUGCAUUCACUCAUGGGCUUGUAUCUGGAGUGUUCAACACGGGGAUCCACAAGAAGUAUCCCCGUAGACUCCACGAACUGUGGUUGAAGGUCGAGAAGGGCAUACAGGCCGAGGACCUCAAUCGCAUGAAGAAAGAAGUCCAAGCUGCUCGCCCAAGGGCCGACCCCCGAAAAGCAAAGGAGCUUGGCCGAGGUGAAUCUGGGACUGGAAACGGCUUCCAGAGUCCCGGCCGAGAUCGCCGUAGUGUGUUCGACAGGAUUUCUAAGGGGAAGUCGCCCAUCCCAGAGUCUGAACUGACUCCCCUGAACACCUCCCGAUCCCGCGUGCUGUCUGUAAUGGAACAAAACAACCUCGGAAAGGCCCCUCCCAAGAUGUGGGGCAGCAAAGACAAGAGGAACUCGAACCUCUACUGUCUGUAUCACCGGGACAUCGGACAUGAAACAGAGCACUGCAACGAUCUCAAAAAGGAAAUUGAGAACCUCAUCCGACAAGGCCACCUCAAGCAGUUCAUCCGCCGAAGUGGAGGACAGUCGUGUGAUGAGAAUCGACGCGAUAAGCGGGGUGACCAACGCCGUGAUGAGAGGCGGACGUCAAGAAGCAGUUGCCGACCUCCCGAGGAUCCUAGGGAGCCGAAAAGGCCACCCGGAGACGGAUCCUCAGGUCAAAGACUGGGAUAUGGGCCAAAUAUUGCCGGAGUCAUUAACACCAUUGCCGGCGGUCCGACGGGAGGAGAUAGCCAGAACUCCCGGAAGAGGACCUACAGACAAGCCAACCCGGAUCAGGAAGAGCUAAAUUCUCGCCUGUCCGAGGUGAUCGCUUACGGGCCCAGUGAUCCCGUCCCAGCUGCCUCCAGCAGUCAUGAGGCCUUGGUGAUCGAGAUCCUCACCAAUAACUACCUCGUGAAAAAGGUCUACAUUGACCCGGCAAGCUCAGUUGACGUCAUGUACCUCCGCACCUUUGAGAGCCUUAAACUGGCCAGGGAGUGCAUGACCCCGGUGAGAACCCCUCUUGUCGGGUUCGGGGGACACAUUGUGCACCCCGAAGGGAUGGUGGCUCUGACGGUAACUGUGGGACAUCACCCCCGCUGCAGAACCAUCCCCGUCAACUUCGUAGUGGUUAAGACUGAUUCGCCAUACAACCUACUCCUAGGUCGACCUACACUUAAUGCCCUACGGGCCGUAUACUCUACUUACCAUUUAAGCUUCAAAUUUCCCACUCCUGCUGGGGUGGCCGAGGUCAGCAGCAACGUCUGCGCUGCCCGAGAGUGCUACCUCGCCACCUUACAAGCAGCCUCUCCAUCAACCUCCGGAGCGAGGCCUGAGAAAAGGUCGAAUAUCCUCUCUAUAGAUAGCAUUGAUCCCCAGCGAGUUGAGAAGAUUCCGAGGUUGGAGACUGGGGAUGAGGUGGAAGAACUCCCUCUGGACCCCACGAAGCCUAAUCAGACAGUUCGCGUUGGUACCCGACUGCCCGAUCCUGUUAAAAGAGACAUGGUAGACCUCCUCAGAAAGUACUGGGACGUCUUCGCGUGGGCCGCGGAGGAGGUUCAAGGAGUUCCGCAUCACCUCAUGAUACAUGAGCUGAAUGUCGAUCCCCAAAUCCGCCCGGUCAAACAAAAACAAAGGCACCUCGGCCCUGAGCGUAGCCGAGCUGUGGGCGAAGAGAUAGAUAAGCUCCUCCCUGCAAAGAUCAUCCGAGAGGUCCAAUAUCCGACCUGGUUGUCCAACCCGGUCAUGGUAAAGAAGGACACCGGGGCCUGGAGAAUGUGCGUCGACUUCACCGACCUCAACAAGGCUUACCCCAAAGAUUGUUACCCAUUGCCUAAGGUCGACACCUUGGUGGACUCGGCAAUGGGAUAUGAAGUCCUCUGCUUUUUUGACGCCUUCAAAGGGUACCACCAGAUCGGAAUGAGUCCGGAGGAUCAGGAAAAGACCGCCUUCUAUACUGACAAAGGCACAUAUUAUUACACCACCAUGCCUUUCGGACUAAAGAAUGCCGGGGCCACGUAUCAACGCUUGGUUAACCAAGCUUUUAAAUCUCAAAUCGGCCGGACUGUCGAGGCUUACGUAGACGAUGUCCUCUUGAAGAGUCAGACAACCUCCACAUUCCUGGCCGACCUGAAAGAAGUACUGGAAGUCCUUCGGGAGACACGAAUGAUGCUGAACCCCAAGAAAUGUGUUCUCGGGGUCACUUCGGGAAAGUUCCUGGGCUACCUCGUCUCUAGGCGGGGUAUUGAAGCAAAUCCGGACAAGGUGAGGGCCAUCCAAGAAAUGUCCUCACCACGGUGUAUCCGUGACGUCCAGAGACUGACAGGGCGGUUGGCCGCCCUGAACCGGUUUUUAUCGCAGUCAGCCUCCAAGGCACUACCAUUCUUCAAAGUCCUCAAGAAAACUGACAAAUUUUCCUGGACGGAAGAGUGCCAACAGGCGUUUGAGCAGUUAAAGGAUUACCUCAACCACCUCCCAACACUCACCUCACCUCGCCCAGGGGACAAGUUAUUCUUGUACUUGUCCGCUGCAGCUGAAGUUGUGAGUGCCGUACUGAUUAGGGAAGAAGGUGUCCAAACAUCUGUUUAUUAUGUCAGUCGAGUCCUCCGAGGUCCGGAGACCAGGUACACUCAGGCGGAGAAACUUGUGCUGGCCUUAAUUCAUGCAGCUCGUAGGCUUAAGCCCUACUUCUUAGCCCAUCACGUCUGUCUGCGGACAGAUCAACCACUUCGGCAGAUCCUGUCGCGACCGGAAGCCUCUGGACGCCUCACCAAGUGGGUCAUCGAGCUGGGAGAGUACGACUUAUCUUAUGAGCCCCGCACGGCAAUUAAAGCCCAGGCUCUCGCAGAUUUCCUGGCCGAGCUCACUUAUCUUGAGGAAGUGAAUGAGACCAUCCCGGCUACCACCCAAGCUGUCACCUCGUCCACCGCCGAGCCUCAGCACUGGACUUUGCAUGUAGAUGGCUCAUCCAAUAGCGAGGGUAGUGGAGCCGGCUUGCUCCUCGAAGAUCCUCAAGGAGAAGUUUGUUCGUAUGCCCUGAGGUUUGACUUCGCAGCCUCAAAUAAUGAAGCCGAAUACGAAGCUGUUAUCGCCGGCCUGCAACUAGCUCGAAGGAUGGGGGCCGCGCACAUCCUGAUCUAUAGUGACUCCCAACUCGUUGUGUGCCAGAUACUAGGUGAAUACGAGGCCAGGGAUGAGGUGAUGCAUCGCUACCUCUCCAAGGUUCUCCAAUUGGCGGCACACUUCGAGUCUUUUGCAAUCCAAAGAAUACCGCGGUCACAAAAUAGGAGGGCUGACGCUCUCUCCCGGCUUGCUUCUACCUCCUUCUCCGAUCUGAACAAGACAGUCCUCGUAGAAGUUUUAGCUGAGCCGGGGUAUUUAGCCGAGGUCGUGUACCCCGUCUACUCAGGGGACACCUGGAUGGGGCCCUUGACUCGAUAUCUCAGCCAGGGUGAGCUCCCAGAAGACCAAGCUGAAUCACGGAAGAUCCAACGAAAAGCAGCUCGGUACACCCUCUGGCAGGGCCUCUUGUACAAGAAGUCCUACUUCGACCCAUGGCUACGGUGUAUCACCCCGGAAGAGGCCGAGAGAAUCCUCGAGGACAUUCAUGAGGGACUCUGUGGUGCCCACGUCGGCUUCAGGAUGCUCGUAAAGAAAGCUUUGCUUCUCGGGUACUUUUGGCCCACCAUGAGGGUGGAUGCCCAGGUCAAGGUUCUUUGUUGUCCUUCUUGUCAACACCAUGCCCCUGAGCACCACCAACCAACUAAUCUUAUGAUUCCCAUCACCUCACCAUGGCCGUUCGAGCAGUGGGGGACGGACAUAAUCGGUCCAUUCCCCAGAGCCCCAGGCAACUAUGCCUACGUGGUGGUGGCAGUAGACUAUUUCACUAAGUGGGUCGAGCAGAACCCCUGA
This is a messenger RNA of Coffea eugenioides, 4743 nucleotides long. RefSeq lists its product as uncharacterized. The transcript has a single exon. Lineage: Eukaryota; Viridiplantae; Streptophyta; Magnoliopsida; Gentianales; Rubiaceae. The coding region runs from base 1 to 4743 and encodes 1580 amino acids. The record is from RefSeq and is a predicted model, not a curated record. Gene Ontology annotation, molecular function: nucleic acid binding; RNA-DNA hybrid ribonuclease activity. Gene Ontology annotation, biological process: DNA integration.